This is a messenger RNA of Jaculus jaculus (lesser Egyptian jerboa), 3075 nucleotides long. It is a transcript of the gene Sema4a, whose product is annotated as semaphorin 4A. Bases 151 to 2433 code for a protein of 760 amino acids. The record is from RefSeq and is a predicted model, not a curated record. Lineage: Eukaryota; Metazoa; Chordata; Mammalia; Rodentia; Dipodidae. The transcript is spliced from 15 exons. Gene Ontology annotation, biological process: negative regulation of axon extension involved in axon guidance; negative chemotaxis; semaphorin-plexin signaling pathway. Gene Ontology annotation, molecular function: chemorepellent activity; semaphorin receptor binding.
GGCCAUUGUCUGGCGACUGCUCUGCCCCGAAGAGGGCAGACAGAGGGGUCAGACCAUUGUGUGUGACACUCAGCGCUUCCAGCACUCACCAGCCUGGGAGAGGAGACCCGGGAGGCAGCGGAGACGUCUGGUGACAGCCCUCGGCCGAGCAUGGCCCUCUCAGCCCUGGGCCUGGACCCCUGGAGCCCCCUGGGCCUGCUUUGCUCCCAUCUAUUCCUGCUGCUGUCACUGCCGCCAGCCGUCGGGGCUGAUGGGCAGGGGCCUGUGCCCAGGGUCAAGUACCAUUCAGGGGACAGCUGCAGGGCCCUCAGCUUCUACCAGAAAGGCCUCCAGGACUUUGACACUCUGCUCCUGAGUGAUGAUGGCAACACGCUGUACGUGGGGGCUCGAGAGACCAUCCUGGCCUUGAAUAUCCAAGACCCAGGCGUGCCAAGGCUGAGGAGUACGAUACCCUGGCCAGCCAGUGAGAGAAAGAAGAAUGACUGUGCCUUUAAGAAGAAAAGCAAUGAGACUCAGUGCCUCAAUUUCAUCCGCGUCCUGGUCUCCUUCAACGCCACCCACCUCUACAGCUGCGGAACCUAUGCUUUCAGCCCAGCUUGUACCUUCAUUGAACUCCAAGAUUCCAACCUGGUGCCCAUCUUGGAGGACAGAGUCCUGGAGGGCAAAGGCCAAAGCCCCUUUGACCCUGCUCACAAGAACACAGCUGUCUUGGUAGACGGGAUGUUAUACUCGGGUACCAUGAACAACUUCCUGGGCAGCGAGCCCAUCCUGAUGCGCACGUUGGGAUCCCAGCCUGUCCUCAAGACCGACACCUUCCUGCGCUGGCUGCACCCGGACGCCUCCUUCGUGGCAGCCAUCCCAUCGACGCAGUUCGUCUACUUCUUCUUCGAGGAGACAGCCAGCGAGUUCGACUUCUUCGAGAAGCUGCACACCUCGCGGGUGGCUCGCGUCUGCCAGAACGACGUGGGCGGCGAGAAGUUGCUGCAGAAGAAAUGGACCACCUUCCUGAAAGCGCAGCUGCUGUGUGCCCAGCCCGGGCAGCUGCCGUUCAACGUGAUCCGCCACGCCGUCCUGCUGCCCUCGGAGGGUCCUUCCGGUGCCCGCAUCUACGCGGCCUUCACCUCGCAGUGGCAGGUCGGCGGGACCAGGAGCUCUGCAGUUUGUGUUUUCUCCCUCGCCAACAUCGAACGCGUCUUUAAGGGGAAGUUCAAGGAGAUGAACAAAGAAAGUUCACGCUGGACCACGUACAGGGGCCCUGAGACCAGCCCUCGGCCAGGCAGUUGCUCCGUGGGCCCCUCCUCCGACAAAGCCUUGACCUUCAUGAAGGACCACUUCCUGAUGGACGAGCAGGUGGUGGGAACAGCCCUGCUGGUGAAGUCCGGUGUGGAGUACACCCGGCUUGCGGUGGAGACAGCUCGGGGCCUGGACGGGAGUAGCCACCUGGUCAUGUACCUGGGCACCUCCGCGGGCUCGCUGCACAAGGCGGUGGUGGCCCGGGACCGCGGCGCUCACCUGGUGGAGGAGAUCCAACUGAGCCCUGAGCCCGAGCCCGUCCGCAGCCUGCUGCUGGCCCCCACCCAGGGCGCAGUGUUUGCAGGCUUCUCAGGAGCCGUCUGGAAGGUUCCCCGAGCCAACUGCAGCGUCUAUGAGAGCUGUGUGGAUUGUGUCCUGGCCCGGGACCCCCACUGCGCCUGGGACCCCGAGUCCGGAACCUGCCGCCUUCUGUCAGGGCCCGCUCAGAGCUCUUGGAGGCAGGACGCAGAGCGAGGAAAUCCAGAGUGGGCAUGUACCCGUGGCCUCAUGGGCAGGAGCCCCCGGCGGCAGAGCCCCCCUCAACUCAUUAAAGAAGUCCUGGCGGUGCCCAGCUCCAUCCUGGAACUGCCCUGCCCCCACCUGUCUGCACUGGCUUCUUACCACUGGAGUCACAGCAAGGCGGCAGUCCCCGAGGCCUCCUCUGCCAUCUACAACGGCUCUCUCCUUCUGCUGCCAAGGGAUGGAGUCGGGGGUCUCUAUCAGUGUGUAGCCACCGAGAAUGGCUAUUCCUACCCUGUGGUCUCCUACUGGGUGGACACCCAGGACCGGUCCCUGGCGCUGGAUCCUGAACUGGCAGGCAUUCCCCGGCAGCGUGUGCAGGUCCCGCUGACAAGGGUAGGUGGCGGCGCUGCCCUGGCUGCCCAGCGGUCCUACUGGCCUCAUUUUCUCGUCGUCACCGUCCUCCUGGCAUUAGUGCUCUCGGGAGCACUCAUCUACCUCCUUGCCUCCCCGCUGGGAGCACUCUGGGCUCGAAGCAAGGUCCAGAGCUGUGACACUCUGCCCCCUGUGGAGAAGGCCCCCCUGAGCAGGGAGCAGUGUCUGCAGCCUCCCAAGAACCAGAGGACCUCUGAGAGUGACGUGAAUGCUGACAACCGUCAUCUGGGCACGGAGGUGGCUUAAACUCUGGGCACAGGCAGGGGUCGUUGAGUGGAGCAGGCACCUGGCCAUGUUGUGUGGGCCGGGCAGUGUCCCUGUGACCAGGAUGGAUGGCACACAGGCUGCCCUUCACUGUGCUCCCACCUGCAUGAGGCAGGGCCACGCACGGCUGCCCCCUUCCCUGUGCCAGGCCUGUCUGCGAGUCCAGGGCUGUACUGGGGAAUGUCUCUCGACCUCCACCUGUGCCAUGACAGAAGAUGCUGGAAAGGAUCAUUAGUUCCGGUUACUCUGCAGACCCUCCUGGAAAACCUGUGCUGGGAUCCUGUCUGUGGUGACAAAACCCAAACGUCCAAACACCACAAGCGAGGCCACUCGUAGAGCCUCUCCUCUGAGUGUGGCCGCCACUCUGGAAACAUCUGCUAGGUCGAACACAAGCCCUGCCCCUCUCCAGGAUUCUGCAGGGACGCCGGCCCCUGACCAGUCACGCACCCACGACUCCGGGAAGCCAUUUCUGAAGUCUGGCUGCCUCCUGCUUGCUCAGUUUGGGCAGAUUGUUAUUGCCCUGGCUGCAACAGCAGGCAUAAUCUGAGCCUCCCUCACUCCUUACCUUUAUCGUGGCUGGCCCUUUACGCCUUCCCUUUCCCUGUGUUUUGGGAUUCAGAAAAG